AGGUUACUAUGGUGUAUGAUUAGUUGAGUACAGUUUAGAUUUUGCAUUAUUCAUUUCCUUAUAUUAUUAUUAUUAUUAUUAUCGUUAUCAUUAUUUUUAUUCUUAUUAAUUCUUUCUAGUGUAUAUUGAUUGGCAUAUAUACUUGCUUAUAGACUAAUAAACUUUAAUACCUUUUCCCCACGAUUUUUUGCAUUCAUAUUAAUUUUUUUUUGUUGCUCUUCGGAGCUUAUCGCAGAACAAUUUAAAAUCAGUAAAUGAAACUUGUCAGACAGUAAGUUGUAGUUACACAUAUCAGGAUAGAUCAGGAUGACAUUCAAAAGUUAUUUUGCAAGGUAUAACAAGCUCAUCCAAAAGAAACCUCUUAUCACUAACAUGAUAACUACGGGGAUGUUGUUUGGUAGUGGAGAUAUACUUGCUCAAACGUUAUUUAAAGGACCGAAUGAAAACAAUAGUUCUUCGUUUGAUUUAGCAAGAUUGUUGAGAGCUGUUGUUUAUGGCUCCAUUAUAUUUGCUCCUAUUGGGGAUAAAUGGUAUAAAUUAUUGAAUAAAAUCAAAUUCCCAUCGAAAAGAAUUAAUAGUACUGCUAAAGUUAAAUUAGAGCCUGUUCUACAUGUUUCAUCACCAAAACCAUCGAUUAAGGAUACUAUACUUCGAGUGACCGUUGAUCAGUUAGUGUUUGCUCCAUUUAUAGGUAUUCCACUAUAUUAUACGGUAAUGACAUUAUUCGAAAUGGAAACACCAAUAUUGGAUACUAUAAGUAAUAAAUUAUCACUUAAUUGGUGGAAUACUUUGGCUACUAAUUGGUUAGUAUGGCCCAUUUUCCAAUUAUUUAAUUUUUAUUUAUUACCAGUUCAUUAUCGCUUAUUAGCCGUUAAUUCAUUUAGUAUUGGAUGGAAUUGUUAUUUAAGUUAUGUAUUAAAUAGGAAAGAUAUCGGAACUCAACUACAUAUUGAUAUAGUACCAGAUCCGAAACCCGAUGGGGGUAAUAUGAUCUUUUAGGUCACAAGACUUUACACUAUUUUUACAAAUUUAAUAUAUAACAUAUAUAUUAUAUUAGAUAUAUUAGAUAUACAUUAUAUAUAUUAACUAUAUAUCAUAUAAUAUAUUACAUAUAUUUAUUUUAUAAUCAUUAUCAUUAUAUAACAUGUAUUAGUAACAUCCUCUACAUAUAGUAAUACAUAGUACGUAAUAGAGAAAAGUUCUUC
Messenger RNA from Scheffersomyces amazonensis, 1205 nucleotides. RefSeq names its product ethanol metabolism protein. The record is from RefSeq and is a predicted model, not a curated record. The coding region runs from base 307 to 999 and encodes 230 amino acids. Gene Ontology annotation, cellular component: cytoplasm; membrane; mitochondrion. NCBI's taxonomy places the organism in Eukaryota, Fungi, Ascomycota, Pichiomycetes, Serinales, Debaryomycetaceae. The transcript has a single exon.